AUGAGCAAGAAGAAGCUAGACGCUGACACGUUCCCCCAAAUGCCCUCCGGGGAUCUUGUGUUGACCUACUUCGGAACCGAUUUCCUUAUGCACGACGUAAAAGUUUAUGGGUCCUUUGUUUUUUCGGAGGAGUUGCGUGAGGUCUACCUUGGAGAGAAAGGAGGAGGACAUGCGCUUAAUUAUGAGAGCUUAGCAACGUCUAGACUUGGCGGGGCAUUUGGAGAACUUCCGGGCGUGGAGCUGGGAAAGCGAUAA
Bursaphelenchus xylophilus (pine wood nematode) is the source of this 255-nucleotide messenger RNA. The record is from the annotation of a GenBank genome assembly. Lineage: Eukaryota; Metazoa; Nematoda; Chromadorea; Rhabditida; Aphelenchoididae.